Rhizoctonia solani is the source of this 963-nucleotide messenger RNA. Its product is annotated as FtsJ-like methyltransferase. Gene Ontology annotation, molecular function: methyltransferase activity. NCBI's taxonomy places the organism in Eukaryota, Fungi, Basidiomycota, Agaricomycetes, Cantharellales, Ceratobasidiaceae. Bases 1 to 963 code for a protein of 320 amino acids. Gene Ontology annotation, biological process: methylation. The transcript has 4 exons. The record is from RefSeq and is a predicted model, not a curated record.
AUGGCAGCUACUCUCGACACAUUUUCAUGGCACUCAGAGACGCUUUCCCGGGCUCUUGUAGCGCGCUCCGACUGCGAUACCCUUACGGACCUCAUAGUGCUGCGUGAUCAGGGAAGUGGGUCAGAAAAUAUUGAUAAUUAUUUCUCGAAAGAACGGCAAAAGGCCCAUGAUGCAAACAACGUUGAGAGCUUCUUGGAUCUUGGAUGUGCCCCAGGAGGCUUUGCGCAAUACCUUUUACGGAAUAAUAAGAGAGCUUACGGGAUCGGAAUUUCCUUACCCGAUGAACAAGGCGGCAGUAGGUUCGGUGUUACAUAUCCCGAUUACCUUGCACGGUACGAACUUCAUUGGGCCGACCUGACUAUGUUCGACCUCGCGCCGAGUAUUCCCAAACCGGUCAAUUCCCUCCACGACUACCCUCCGCUUCCUUUUAAACUUUGUUCUCGGGACUUGGUUGUAUGCGAUGCCCAAUGGGUGCUCAACCCCGACAACCUCAACCGGCCCUGGAAUUGGACCCGACUGAUUGUUUCCCAGCUCUUGAUUGCUCUACACGCAGUCUCGCCUCACGGAAACAUAUUCAUUCGCCUUUCAUGCGUCGAGCGCACCCUUACCGGUCGAAUUCUCCUUGCAUUGUGCCGAAUUUCAGAUCUGGUUCGCACGGUCAAGUCUGACCGGUUUCAGUCAAUGCGAAGUUAUUUUUAUGUUCUCGCUCAGCGCGUAAACCGUCAGUCCAGUGAAUUCAGGAACUUGGUCGUCGCCCUUGAGCGACUAUGGUAUAUAAUGACUUUUGAGGGAGAGAACGGGUACGGACGGGACAUUGGCGCCGAGGACGAAGAGUUGAUUACGACUGAUGAGGAAAUACUGAGUGAAGAGGGCCUCUCGACGAUCGUUCAGCUUGGUACACCGAUAUGGGCGAUACAGUAUGAUGCUCUGUGUUAUUUUUUGACCAAUCGUGGUGUAGUUUAG